GGACUGUGAGGUGAGACCCUGAGCCCAGAUCUCCAGGAGCCACCGAGGGCUGCCGUCAGGAGCUGCCACCAUGUCGGGGAAAUUUGAGAUUAUGAACAUGGACAUGAAGGAGGGGACAACCCUGAAGAUCAAGGGCAAGAUCGCAGAUGAUGCUGAUGGCUUUGUGAUUAAUCUGGGCCAGGGGACAGAUAAACUGAACCUGCAUUUCAACCCACGUUUCGGUGAAUCCACUGUUGUCUGCAACUCACGGGAUGGCAACAGCUGGGGGCAGGAGCAACGGGACAGUCACAUGUGCUUCAGCCCGGGAUCAGAGGUCAAGCUCCUCGUGACCUUCGAGAACAACGAAUUCAAGGUGAAGCUGCCAGACGGGCACCAGUUGACCUUUCCCAACAGGCUGGGCCACGACCACUUGAGCUACCUGAGUGUGCAGGGCGGGUUCAACAUCUCCUCCUUCAAGCUAGACUGAGGGCAGCACCUCGCCAGAACGCAAGACCCCGGAGCGGAUUCCCGCUCCUGACCCCCAGCUACCGCCAGUCACGCGGAAUCACGCGGAAUCAGCAGCCCUUGGGUCCCGGCUUCCCAUCUGCUGUUCCUAACCCUCUGCGCUCAUCCCCCAAGGCUAAGAACCAACAAAAGAACCCACCUUUAUAGAGUCUUUCCGUGGUAGGAACUGUGGUGCUUUCCAUUAUUUUAAUGCUCCCAGCAUCCUCAUGAUACAGAUGAGGAAACUGAGGCAUAAGGUCCUUGGACUGCCAAGUGGGGGCUGGGGGUUGGGACGUGCUCCCGAACACCUCUAAGCCACCAGUCCUGCCUGCUUGUCCCCUUUUGUCACCAGGGCAAGUGCCAAGCUGCCCUGUGGGAUUAUGGUUCCAGGCACCUGGGCCAGGGGCUGUUCCCGGAACUAUAGAUAAGGGCUCCCACCUGGGCCUCUUAUCUCAGGGCUAGUCAUUCCGGCCUAAUUACUCAUUACCCAGUGCCUCGGCCCCUCCCCUCACUGGGGCCCCCUGGG
This is a messenger RNA of Balaenoptera musculus (blue whale), 1009 nucleotides long. RefSeq names its product galectin 2 (gene LGALS2). Gene Ontology annotation, molecular function: carbohydrate binding. NCBI's taxonomy places the organism in Eukaryota, Metazoa, Chordata, Mammalia, Artiodactyla, Balaenopteridae. The transcript has 4 exons. Bases 71 to 466 code for a protein of 131 amino acids. The record is from RefSeq and is a predicted model, not a curated record.